GCAAAGGCAACUGGUCUGUGAGAGUCCAGGAUGGGGAACUGGGCCAUCAACCACUGGUUUUCAGCUCUGGUGAUUGCUGCUUGGUUAGCAUUGAAUAUAUACCUUUUUCUGACAUAUUUCCUGAUAUUUGAUAGAAGUGAACAGUACUAUUACACCAGGCAGAUUCUUGGGUCUGCGCUGGCUUGGGCUCGGGCAUCGGCCAAGUGUCUGAACUUCAAUAGUAUGUUGAUCCUGUUGCCUGUUUGCCGGAAUCUCCUCUCCUUCGUGAGAGGCACCUGUCGGUGUUGCAGGCGGACCAUGCGACGGCAGCUGGAUCAUAACCUGGCCUUCCAUAAACUGGUGGCUUACAUGAUUGCUAUUCAUACAGCCAUUCACAUCAUUGCUCAUUUGUUCAACGUUGAGUGGUACAUCGAUGCUCAGCAGAAAACGGACGAGAGCUUGCCUUCCAUCCUGUCGCAUCUUCACAAGACGGAUGGUUUGUGGUUAAAUCCUAUCCAUUCCAACUCUACCAUUCCUUUAUACGUAGCUUUCACCACCAUUCCAGGCCUGACGGGUGUGAUCAUCACAUUGGCGCUUAUUCUCAUGAUCACAUCUUCCAUGGAACAAAUACGCAGAAGCUAUUUCGAAGUCUUCUGGUACACCCACCAUCUCUUUGUGAUCUAUUUUGCUGGCCUCGUCAUCCAUGGCAUCGCAGGUCUUGUUCGUGGGCAAACGGCCGAAAGUUUGAUGAAGAAUAACCCCAAGAAGUGUGCGCAUCGCCAUACCCAGUGGGGCCAAAACAGCAGCCAUCCCUAUUGUGAAGUGCCUGAGUUUGGGAGCAUUCCAGCUGAGUCCUGGAAGUGGGUGCUGGCACCUAUUAUUCUCUAUGCCUUUGAGCGAGCCCUGAGGAUUUGGCGCUCCUGCCAGAAGGUGGAUAUUAUGAAGGUCAUCAUGCAUCCCUCCAGAGUGCUGGAAAUUCAGAUGUUCAAGGCAGGUUUUAGCAUGGAAAUCGGACAGUAUGUGUUCCUCAACUGCCCCGCCAUCUCCUAUCUGGAGUGGCAUCCGUUCACUCUCACCUCCGCCCCGGAGGAAAACUACUUCUCGGUCCACAUUCGGGUGGCGGGUGAUUGGACGGAGACCUUGAUUGACACCUUGCAGCAGCCAAACUCACCAAUGCCCAGGAUGAUGGUGGAUGGUCCUUUUGGCACAGCCAGUGAGGAUGUCUUCCGGUAUGAGGUGGCCAUGCUGGUGGGAGCUGGGAUUGGGGUGACUCCGUUUGCUUCAGUACUGAAAUCCAUCUGGUACAAGCUCCAACAUGGUGACCAGGAGCUUCAAACCAGAAAGAUUUACUUCUACUGGGUUUGCCGAGAAACAGGAUCGUUUGCCUGGUUUAAACACCUCCUUUCCUCCUUGGAGCAAGAGAUGGAGGGAUCUGGUAGAGCCGAUUUCCUGAGCUACCAUCUUUACCUCACUGGCUGGAACAGAAGCAUGGUUGGCCAUGCAGCUCUCCAUUUUCAGAAGUCCACCGACAUGGUGACAGGCCUGAGGCAAAAAACCUCUUUUGGGAGACCCAUGUGGAAUAAUGAAUUUUCGGCAGUGGCGGCUGCACACCCCAGGUCUGUUGUGGGUGUGUUCUUGUGUGGACCAGAGCAGCUGGCAAAAACUCUGAGAAAAUACUGCAGUCAGCACUCUAGUCUGGAUCCCAGAAACGUCCAGUUUUAUUUCAACAAAGAGAACUUCUGAAACACCAGGAUUCAAAUCAGAAGGGGAAAGCUAUUAAAUACCUGUCUGAACUAAAUAACGACUAUAAGACCAGAGCCUGCAACUUAGUGGACACUCCUUUCAAAUUUGCAUAUUGCCAGGAUAUAUAUUUUUCUAUUUAUUUUUUUUAAGUUUAAAUAAAAUGUAAAAAAAUAUGCCAAUUGGCACUAAUAAAUUGGCACACUGCACUGCCAUCUAACCAUAUUGAUAAAAGCCAGUCUCUCUUUUUUAGUGAACCAUGUCAGGAUCAAAUUCCAUUUUUUUUUUAUUGCUUUCUGGCAAAAAGCGCAAGCUUUUUGUAUAGAUGAUAGGCAAUUUGGGGACAAAAAAAAAAUUCAAAUAAUUGAGCCUGAGAAAUGCUGUCCUUCCCAAAGCUGCAGUAAAUGGCACAAAUGUUUGAUUCUUGCUUCAUCUGGCAAACGCCCACCUCUUAUUUUGACCGUUGUGUACUAAAAUCUAUGCUGAUGUCUCAUCUUCAGAGCUAUAAUCAACUCAAUCUUCUAUUCAGCUAGUCAACAUUUCCCAGAUGUUGCCCCCCCCCUUUUUUUUUGCAAGAGCUGCAGACAAUAUUGGAGCAAUCGGUCUGCUUGGGAGUGCUGUGAAUGGACUCUUCUUGUGGUGGGAAACUGCAAAGAUGCGACAUGACAGGUGCAUAAACAGCAAUGUGAAAAAGGAAUUUGUUAAGGGUUGUAAUGUAUUCUGAGCAGGCUUUGAAUGGUGCAUAAUCAGGAUAAGGUUUUUUUUUGUAAUAUUCUCUCUUCCUGUCUUACAAUGCUGUAUCAGCAGAGCUAUAAUCUGAUUUGCUUAAUGGUGGUUUAACUGCUGCUGGUUUGUAAUGAACAGCCAAUUCUGAUUCCUUCAGUAACUCAGGGUAACUGAAACCAUGCCAUGUCUUGGACUACGUUGAACACCUAGAUUUUAUUUUCCUGGCCUCAAGAUCACUGCAGAUGGGGACUACAGCCAAGAAAUUAAAAGACACUUACUUCUGGGGAGGAAAGCUAUGGCCAAUCUAGACGACAUACUAAAAAGCAGAGACAUCACCCUGCCAAAAAAAGUGCGUAGAGUCAAGGUGAUGGUUUUCUCAGUUGCAAUGUAUGGCUGUGAAAGUUGGACCAUGAGGAAGGCUGAGCGUCAAAG
Molecule: messenger RNA, 2877 nt
Organism: Pseudonaja textilis
Lineage: Eukaryota; Metazoa; Chordata; Lepidosauria; Squamata; Elapidae
Gene: NOX1
Product: NADPH oxidase 1
Biological process (GO): defense response; superoxide anion generation
Cellular component (GO): plasma membrane; NADPH oxidase complex
Molecular function (GO): superoxide-generating NAD(P)H oxidase activity
Source: RefSeq, a predicted model, not a curated record